Molecule: messenger RNA, 6200 nt
Organism: Lagopus muta (rock ptarmigan)
Lineage: Eukaryota; Metazoa; Chordata; Aves; Galliformes; Phasianidae
Gene: LIMD1
Product: LIM domain containing 1
Exons: 8
Coding region: 207-1934 (575 amino acids)
Biological process (GO): negative regulation of hippo signaling; positive regulation of miRNA-mediated gene silencing; regulation of DNA-templated transcription
Cellular component (GO): nucleus; adherens junction; P-body
Molecular function (GO): transcription corepressor activity
Source: RefSeq, a predicted model, not a curated record
GGGAGGCGGCCGGGGCCGCGCUGUGGCUGUGCCGCCGCCGAGCGCGGCACUCCGAGGGCUCCGGCUCCGCGCCCCGUGCGCCGCUGGAAGAGGGACGAGAAAGAGGAGAGAAAGAAACUUGAGCCGGGCCGACGGCCCGCCCGGCACGGCGCGGCCCCGGCGGGCCCCAGCGUGUGGUGGUGGAGGCAGCCGGAGAGCGGGGCGGGAUGGACAAGUACGACGACCUGGGCCUGGAGGCCAGCAAGUUCAUCGAGGACCUCAACAUGUACGAGGCUUCCAAGGACGGGCUCUUUCGAGUGGACAGAGCGGCCGGCAACAACCCGGAGUUCGAGGAGACCCGGCGGGUCUUUGCCACCAAGAUGGCCAAGAUCCACCUCCAGCAGCAGCAGCAGCAGCAGCAGCAGGAGAUGCUGAUGGCCACCGCUUCCCUCAAUGGUGGGGCUGGCUUGGCUGCAUCCCGGCCCGGCCUGCCCGCUUCUCGCGGUGCCAAGCCACCCCUGGGUUCAGCCGCCGGCACCCUGCCCCAGGUGGCAGCUGAGGGCCCUAGCAGCGGGCGGCCGGGCACCUGCAGAGCCUUCCCUGUGCCUGGGGAGCCGCAAUCCCCCGGCUCCCAGGCUGUGCGGCGAGGCUGGGAAGCAGAGCCCCGCGGAGACCCUCAGGAGAAUGGUGGUGAUGACCGGCGGGGCAGCCAGGGCCAGGAGCAGAAGCCAGCCGGGCAGAGGUCCUCCUCCUUCUCGCAGGUGCGCAGCCCUGCGGGUCCCUCGGAUGGGGCACCAGCAGCCACGCCGCAACACAGGUCCUCCUUCUCAGGCUCUGCGGCACAGCCAAGCCCAGGUUUUUUGGCCCUCACUGAGCCCUGCGGGCCAAGAGCCGGUGUGGAUGGGCCAAGCACAGAUGGCGGCCAGCUGUGGUACCAGGGUGGCUCACGGCCCUUGCCACCCAGCUCUGCUCCUGGGGGCCCCAGCGUGGACUACCAGCAAGCUGGCAUCCACCCCAGUCUCUCCAGUCAUUUUGUGGCCCACGGCCACAACCACCGGCCCAACGGCGGCCCCGAGUUGGGUGCCUCACACCUGGCAGCAGCACGUGGGCCGCUGACUUCAGAUACGCCAAAGCAGCCUUUCAAGGAGGGCACGAGCAGCCUCUAUCCUGACGGCGGGCACCAGGAGGGCUGCGGCGUGGCCAAGGUGAAGUUGCCCUGCCAGACCCUCCAACAGCCAGAGCAGGGGCCGUCUGCAGCUGAGCUGAAGCUGGAAGCACUCACUCAGCGCCUGGAGCAGGAGAUGGAUGCGCGGCCCAAGGCUGACUACUUUGGAACCUGUGUGAAGUGCAGCAAAGGGGUGUAUGGAGCCAACCAGGCCUGCCAGGCCAUGGGCAACCUCUACCACGAUGGCUGCUUCACCUGUGGAGCCUGCAGUCGGAAGCUGAGAGGAAAAGCCUUUUAUUUCGUCAAUGGAAAGGUGUUCUGUGAGGAAGAUUUCCUGUACUCUGGUUUCCAGCAGUCAGCUGACAGGUGUUUCAUUUGUGGUCAUUUGAUAAUGGACAUGAUCCUGCAGGCUCUGGGGAAAUCGUAUCAUCCAGGCUGCUUCCGAUGUGUGGUCUGCAACGAGUGUCUGGAUGGUGUGCCAUUCACUGUAGACACUGAAAACAAAAUCUACUGUGUCCGAGAUUACCACAAAGUUCUAGCUCCAAAGUGUGCAGCAUGUGGGCUUCCCAUUCUGCCGUCUGAGGGGUCUGAUGAGACCAUUCGGGUUGUGUCUAUGGACAAGGAUUACCACGUGGAGUGUUAUCACUGUGAGGACUGUGGGAUGGAACUGAAUGACGAAGAUGGGCAUCGCUGUUACCCUCUGGAUGACCAUUUGCUUUGUCACUCCUGUCAUCUGAAACACAUAGAGAAUGGCACAACCCCAGCAGCUGUGUACCAGCGUCACUACUAGCUGACGUGGCUGACAGCUGGGAGCCCUGGCAGACCAUUUGUUGUGUGAUCACCCCCUGCCUACCCACCGUUGAUUUUCUGUGCAAGUUUUUCUCCAGUUGGCAAUUUUCCUGUGAAAGGAUAUGAGAGAGUAUUGCUGGAGUCACAGAGUCUGUAUGCAUUUGAGUUCCAGCUGUACCAAACUCUGUCUACUCGAUCAGGAAUGUGGCAUGUUAUCUGAACUGAUUGGUUUACUCUUACGUGCCUUUUUCUGCUUCUUGGAGAUUCCUUUGGGCUCAUUUUAGAGGAUUAUUGAGUGAAAGCACAACUUGCUAUCAAGCCAAUGAACUCAGAUCAUGCCAUGCACAGUUGAAAAGUGGGAGGCUGGCUUGCCUGCCUGCUGGGAAUGCUCCAUCAGUCUACUGAGUGAUUCCUGACAAGAACAUUUCAUCACAUUCUCCAGAGGACAUCAUAUUAUUAAUACGAGGUUUUAGACACACUCUCUUAGUAAUACUUUAGAAAAUAAAGAAGUCUUUGCAAAAUAGUGUGCUAAGACCUCCCAGUGCAUGCCCUGAACUCUGGUAUAUCAAGUGUGGCUGUAAAAGCACCAACUCUCCAAGCACAGCCCAGGCGUGUUGGCUGUCAGUGGGAGACAAUAUCCCAUUUUGAACAGAACAAGAAACUGGAACAAGCUGGGCUAAGCUACUGUGAUGACUGGAUACGAGCUGCUGUAGAAUGUCACAGCAAUAUACAGGGACCGUCUGCUUUGUCACAGUGCGAAUAGAGGAUCAUGUUUGGAAAAAUUGGGAUGCUGGUAGUAUGGAUGUGAGGGAAAUCCAUCCCUGUUCUUGCUUACAGAGCUCACUUUGGAAAAGAAGUUCUCCACGUACAGAUAUUUGCCUGAUGUUUUCAUGGUUUGUCCCCACAGCUCAGCCCCAGCCUGGCCACUCCUCAGUGUUUACCCAGCACAAAGCCAUUUUAUAGUGGUGCUUAUUUAGAGCUCUGGGAACAAGCUCAAGAUCAUUCUAAAGGCUUUGUUAUAGUGGGAUUUAAAGUCCAGCUCUACAACCUGUACUCGCAUCAGUCCAGCCACUGGUAUAAACAGAUUUGCUCACACGAAUAAUGUCAGCUUAUCUGAGUGAGGGACUGGGAGUUUGGCUCUUUUUUUCUAUUCUGUUGAAAAAGCAAAGGCUGACAGUGGCACUGAGACUCUAGAAAUGAGCUCUUGCUGAGAACUGGCUGUGGUUCAACCAUACAUCUUUUCCUAUAGCACAAAUGUAGCUAGACAUUCACACCGUGUCAUCGGAGCACCUUCAGUACUCAGCUGGAGCUGUACCUCUAGUGUUCAAAGUAGUCCUUCAGGGAAGCACAGCUGACUUGCCUUUUUAACUGUCAGGGGUAAAACCUCUUUUUUCAACCACCACUGCAGGACAGAGGGCUCUGUCCUGUGAAGCCCUGGCUGCAGGUUGCCUCACCUUCUCUCCACUCUGGCUCAUGGACCUCAGGCCUGGACGCAGGGUUGUCCUUUACCCCUGCCAUCAUGGGACUUUUCUCCCCAGCAAUCAGCAGCUUGCCUUUUCCUCCCAGGCAUCUCAGCAGCCCUUUUGCUGUUGUGUCUGCCAGUGCUGAUAAAUACUGUGCUUCUCCAUUUGGAGUGGUGCAAGGUACUGUGCAAAGGAUUAAACAGAAGUACGAGCAUCUGCUUUAAUAUGGAGACUGGUAGCCUGCUAGCACCUCCUACACGUCUGCUUCAGUUUAUCUCCUCUAGGUUGAGGAGCUGGAAGAUCUUGGUGUGGACUUGCCUGAGGCUGGCCUUCUGUCCCACCCGGCUGGGAGCAUCUCUGCCCUUAGGGAUGAUUCUUGGGAUGCCAGCUGGGGGCAGCUGGGCUCUGUGGCUCCAUUCUUCCAGGGGACUUACGGCCCUUCAGUGAUGACCGAAAGCCCGUGGUGGAUAUGUCCCAUUGCAGUAUGCAGAACAAGCCUUACCUGUGAUGUUAGAAGAGGUAGAAUUAAUCUGAAAUACAUGAGCUCCCUACAGCCUUCAACUGGGCCUCCAAAUGCUUGGAUGGUGCUGUCUCUGAGGCCAGCUGCUGCACAGCUGAUGCUUUGGCUAGCUCUUUGGUUUGGGAGCAUGUUCUUAACACGUAUUUUCUGACCUUCAUUUUGGGAAGAUCUGAAAACAAUAGCAGGACUGAUUUUUUUCUUUCUCUACAGUGGUUUAAGAUUCUGUUUCACUCUUACAGCCUUUCCCAUCCCCCUACGAUAAGCAGAAAGAAAGGAGAAUUAGAGAAAUAAAAGAUUUUCCUUUGCAGAAAGCCCCAGCCAGCAGUUUGCAGUGAGCUAUCUCACAGCAGCCUCAUGCAAAGCAGUGGAAAGUUUAGCUUCUGCUUUCACAGUGUCUGGUUACUUCUGACAGCCUCCCUCUGCUCCUCUGGACCGGGAGAAUGCAGGCUGUCCUACUUUCAGGUUUGAGGUCCCAUGUAAAUUAUUAAGUGUGAAUGCUCACUUUUCAUGUAUUUACUAAGUGCUGGAAAUGACAAUGUGAAGCUGUUGAAAACUGAGUCUCUGAGUUCAUGGUUCUGAAGCUAAAGCAUACACUGCACUGCUUUUGCUCACCUGUGCGCCUUAACUCGUUCUGCUUUUAUGUGUGAGGAUUUGAAUUGGUUGGAGCUCUGUGUUAUCCCUGCCUCCUGCCCAGUGUGGGGGAGUCGCAGCCAAUGCCAUGUCCCGUUUGUCAGCACGGUGAAGUGCUGGGCCAGGAGAAGUCCUUUCCACAUUUGACUUCAAGAGAUUCCGCUGGGCCUUCUAUGGUCGUUUUGGCAAGAAAAUAAGGUCAGGGCAUAACUGGGCCAUUUGGAACAGUUCCAGUUUGCAGCUUCUUCUACAAAAGACGUAUGUUAAAUUCUGCCUAUCACCUGGCUUCUUCACACUGGGGUUUGCUAUUCACAUGGAUGUUGUCUUUAUUUAUUAAGAAAUGUGCUAGUCUAGCUUUUAAUUCCUACUAUAGCUUGCACUUCAGACUUGUUUUAGGGGAAGGGAUGCUUGGAAGUCCUGUUGUCCUGGUAAGGGGUAGCCCAAUAGUUAUUCAGAUGAUUUCCCUGAAACUUGUUUUCAGGAGCCAGUGUUUAAUAGGUUUUUGUUUAGAUCAUGCUGUUAAAUUUCUGUUGUUUGGAAUCACAGAAUAUCCCGAAUUGGAAGGGACCCACAAAGCGUAUUGAAUCCAACCCUUGGCUCACACGGGACCACCCAAAAUCCAAACCCAGUGUUUGAGAGCAUUGUCCAAAGGCUGCCUGAACUCCAGCACUCAGGGCCGUGCCCACUGCCCUGGGCAGGCUGCUCCAUGCCCACCAUCCUCUGUCCCUCACCCCCAGCUGCCUCUCCCCUGACACAGCUCCAUGCCGUUCCCCUGGGCCCUUGUCGCCGUCACAGAGAGAAGCAGUGGAGUCUCAUCAGCAGUGCAGUGCUAGGGUAGAGGUGAAGCAGGUUAGUAUGAGCGGUCUCUGUCCCUCAGGAGAAGAAAGUGUUCCCUGUUCUGAUUAUUAGCACCGGGCAAACAUUUCAUGUCCUUGGGUUUUAGCACUGGGUCUUUGGGGACCUCCACCUGUCCCUUCCACAAGCUCCUGGCCUUGAAACGUUACAGGUCCUUUUUUCAUGUUUAGCCCUUCUGUAUUUCCCUGGAAUUUUUGCCUCUUUAUUUCAGCGACAGUAAAACCAGAUCUUUGCUUAAAGGGAAUGCCAAACUCCUUCCAUCCUUUAGGCAGGCUCUGCCUGCAUCAGACUUCAGAUGCAGUGUCCAUGUGAACAGGAAACAAAUCCUGGAAUCACAGUGGUUAAAGUUGGAAAAGACCACUGCGAUCAUCUAGUCCAAGCAGUAACCCCUCCUCCCCGUGCCCAUUAACCACGUCCCCCAGUGCACAUGCUGGAGCACAUCUGUGCUGGAGCAGAGUUUGAGCAGUUUUGUUCCAGGCACAGCAUACCUGGGGAUUCUUUGAAAGUACCACCAAGCGGAGGGAUGCACGGAGAAGGAAGGAUGUGAAGGAAACACAUGCAGCAUGGCCAUGCACCCUGAAAGCAAAUCGGAGCCCGGCCAGUGGUACUUGUGCUCAUUUUGUAUGUUAUGGCUUCUUGAAAGCAUGACAUUGGGAUAGAGUGUCCUGCUGGCAUCACUAAGCACAGCCUCCUGCAGCAUAGCUCUGUUCGGUGCCAUUGGGUGUUUAUACAAAAUGGAGGCCAGCAGCAGCGGCCUGACCCUUGUAGUUUCAGUGAUUAAAGGCAAUAUGGUGAAGCA